This is a messenger RNA of Elephantulus edwardii (Cape elephant shrew), 1707 nucleotides long. Its product is annotated as keratin, type II cytoskeletal 2 oral-like. Gene Ontology annotation, cellular component: keratin filament. The transcript is spliced from 9 exons. The record is from RefSeq and is a predicted model, not a curated record. Gene Ontology annotation, biological process: keratinization; intermediate filament organization. Lineage: Eukaryota; Metazoa; Chordata; Mammalia; Macroscelidea; Macroscelididae. Bases 1 to 1707 code for a protein of 568 amino acids. Gene Ontology annotation, molecular function: structural constituent of skin epidermis.
AUGAUGAGCCCACAGACCUGCAGGCCUUCCCAGAGUACCAAGGACUUCAGUGGCUGCUCUGCCAUUGGCGCUUCUGGUCAGAGCCGCACCUCCCCCAGGUGCAAGUCAACCUCACGCUGUGGGGCAGGCAGCGCUGCCACGGCCUGUGCCAUGAUCUGCGGUACCUUUGGCAGCAAGAGCCUGCACAGCCUUGGCGGCAGCAAGAAGAUCUCACUCAGUGUGGCUGGAGGAGCUUCCCGGGCUGCGAGCUCAGCACAGGGAUGCUCUGGUGCCUUUGGAGGCAGCCUGUGCGGGCUUGGGCUCGGAGGAAGGGGUCACAGUGGGGGCUUUGGAGGAGGCUCCUUCGGUGCUGGAGGGAGAGCUGGAGGCUUUGUGGGCUCAGGGUGCUCUCCCCUGGGCAUCCAGGAGGUGACCAUCAACCAGAGCUUACUGCAGCCCCUGAACAUGGGGAUUGACCCCCGGAUUGGGGAGGUGAAGACCCAAGAGAAGGAGCAGAUCAAGACCCUCAACAACAAGUUUGCUUCCUUCAUUGACAAGGUGCGGUUCCUGGAGCAGCAGAACAAGGUGCUGGAGACCAAGUGGUGCCUCCUGCAGGAGCAGACGGCUGCUUCCAAAGCCAGUGCUAAUGACCUGCAGCCCUUCUUUGAGUCUUACAUUGGCUGCCUCCAGGCCCAGCUGAGCAAGCUGCAGGCUGAGUGGAGCCGGCUGGAUGGGGAGUUGUGCAUGAUGCAGGCGGUCAUGGAGGAGUACAAGAAGAAGUAUGAGGAUGAGUUUAACAAGCGUUCAGAGGCUGAGAAUAAAUUCAUGGUUCUGAAGAAGGAUGUGGAUACUGCUUACGUGGCCAAAGUGAACCUAGAAACCCAAGUGGAGUGCCAGACUGAUGAGGUCAACUUCCUGAGAGCUGUCUACGAAGCUGAGUACAACCAACUUCUAUCGAAAUCCAUUGACACUUCUGUGAUCCUGUCCAUGGACAACAAUCGCCACCUGGACCUGGGCAACAUCAUCGCUGAGGUCAAAGCUCAAUAUGAAGAAAUAGCUGAGAAGAGUAAGGCAGAAGCCCAGGCCCUGUACACAACCAAGCUUGGAGAGUUGCAGACUACAGCCGGCAAGCAUGGUGAUGAUUUAAGGAGCCUCAAGAAUGAGAUUGUUGAGCUCAACAGAAUAAUCCAGAGACUGAGGGCAGAGAUUGAAAGUGUCAACAAGCAAAAUGCCAGCCUGCAGGAAGCAAUCACUGAUGCUGAGCGGCGGGGUGAGCUGACACUCAAAGAUGCUCAGAACAAGUUGGCAGAACUCAAAGAGGCUCUGCAACAGGCCAAGGAGAAUCUGGCCCAUCUCUUGCGUGACUACCAAGACCUGAUGAACAUCAAGCUGGCUUUGGAUGUGGAAAUUGCUACCUAUCAAAAGAUGCUGGAAGGAGAGGAGUGCAGGAUGUCUGGGGAGUGUCAGAAUCAAGUGUGUAUCUCCACGAUCAAGCACACUUUCAGCAGCAAGAACAUCAGUGCUGGGGGCAGCAGCCUCAAAGGGAAGGGCAACAGAGGCCAAAACACCCGAGGGGCCAGUGCGUCCAUAACUGCUGGGAAGAGCAUCCAGUCUGGAAGCAUCUCCAUGAGUCAGAGGACCAGAGUCGGCAGUUCUUUGCCCCCGUCCUCGGCCGGGGCUGUGCAGACCACCACCACUAAUAACCAGCGCUCCUGCAUCAAGUACUGA